Neltuma alba is the source of this 471-nucleotide messenger RNA. Its product is annotated as protein NRT1/ PTR FAMILY 5.9-like. The transcript has a single exon. Bases 1 to 471 code for a protein of 156 amino acids. The record is from RefSeq and is a predicted model, not a curated record. NCBI's taxonomy places the organism in Eukaryota, Viridiplantae, Streptophyta, Magnoliopsida, Fabales, Fabaceae.
AUGGGUUAUGGGCUGUCUUUUUCAGUAGUUUGCUGUUUUGUGGCUUGGCAAGUGGAACUUUGGCGUCGUAGGCUAUCUCUGGUUAAGUCUCAGGAAGACCCAAACGAUGACAACCCCAGUAACUUAAGCAUCAUGAUUUUAACUCCACAGUAUUUCUUGCUAGGGCUAAUGGAAGGAUUUGCAGAAGGCGGACUAGAGAGUCUCUUGAGUGACAGGUUGUACUCCAAGUCAAUGAAGAACUUUGUGGAACCGUGCAUCGAAAUGUUGUUGGGGAUCGGGACAUUCUCCAGCAUUCUAUUUGCAUUAAUGUUUCAUAGCUGGAUCAAGGAUGACGUAAACGAUAGUCGCCUGGAUAAUUAUUUUCUGGUGUUGGCAUCACUAAGCUCGGUGUGCCUCGUGAUUUAUCUAUUCUAUGCCAAGUUCAACUGCCAGCAACUCCAAUUACAAGUUCAGGCGGAUAUUAAUCACUAG